AUGCAGAUGUUCAUGUGGCUGCUUCUGCAGGGCAGGAUACAGUGCCGCUCUGUGCUGCACCGGAAAAAUGUGCUACCGGACUGUACCUGUGAGGUCUGCAAUGAGGAUGACGAAACACCGGAACACAUAAUCAGCGGCUGCAACCUUGGCAAGCAGUUCUGGGAGAAGCUUGGGGCAACAUCCAUGGUGGGAAUCAGUGUUACUAACAUACACACAACAACGCCACCAAAUGGGGUCCCCAGAGAGGAGUACUCGGCCUUCAUUGCGUUAGCAUGCUGGCAGCUGUGGAAGGCAAGAAAUGCAACAGUAUUCAGAGAAGAAAGGCACAACAUCACACAAGUAUUCGCAGCCUGCAAAGCAUCGGCAGAGCAAUGGCGAUACAGAUUUCCAAGAAGGAAAAGGCCAAUUGUUGAUCAGUGGUGUCAGUGGGCACCUGAAAACAUAUUAUCUCCUACCUCAGCACCGGUGGAUGAGGAAGAAAAGAAUGAAGUUGGCGAGCAUAUUGUUACUAAAGCUAUUGUAGAACAAACUGUGGAAGGAGUAAGCGCUGAAGACAUUGACCCAGAUAGGGUGGAGAACUUAAAUUUCAAGGCAACAGAUGAAUCUUUGAAGCAGCAUUUCAGUACAAAGCUAAAGAGUGGCAGUCUUAAAAGUGCAACGGUGAAGAAGCAUGUUAAGAAGGGCAAGAAUGUUUCAAUGGGAUUUGGUUUCGUGGAGUUUGACUCUGUUGAAACUGCAACCGGUGUGUGCAAGGAUCUACAGGGAACGGUUCUGGAUGGACAUGCUUUGAUCUUGCAACUGUGCCAUGGGAAGAAAGAUGGUCAAGCUGCAAAGAAGAAUGGCAAGGAUAAGAGUUCAACAAAACUGCUUGUGCGUAAUGUAGCAUUUGAAGCAACUGAGAAGGACUUGAGGCAGUUAUUUAGUCCGUUUGGCCAGAUCAAAAGCCUCAGGUUGCCUAUGAAGUUUGGAAGCCACAGAGGUUUUGCAUUUGUCGAAUAUGUCACGAAACAAGAGGCCCAGAAUGCUCUACAAGCCCUCGCAAGCACUCAUCUUUAUGGUCGACACCUGGUGAUUGAGCGAGCAAAUGAAGGAGAGACUCUUGAAGAACUGCGAGCAAGAACUGCUGCACAGUUUGUGGAUGAACACAGCGGUUUUCAGAGCUUGUCCAGAAAGAGGAAACAGAGCAGCCUUGUGGACGAAGGCUCUGUUAAAAUUUCCGGAAUAGUAGAGUGA
Messenger RNA from Miscanthus lutarioriparius, 1233 nucleotides. The record is from the annotation of a GenBank genome assembly. NCBI's taxonomy places the organism in Eukaryota, Viridiplantae, Streptophyta, Magnoliopsida, Poales, Poaceae.